Molecule: messenger RNA, 1764 nt
Organism: Geosmithia morbida
Lineage: Eukaryota; Fungi; Ascomycota; Sordariomycetes; Hypocreales; Bionectriaceae
Product: PLCYc
Exons: 1
Coding region: 1-1764 (587 amino acids)
Biological process (GO): lipid metabolic process; phosphatidylinositol-mediated signaling
Molecular function (GO): phosphatidylinositol-4,5-bisphosphate phospholipase C activity
Source: RefSeq, a predicted model, not a curated record
AUGGCAUCCGACCUGGCCUCCAAGGUCGCGGGGCUAAAUCCGUUCGGGUCCAAGAACAAAGGAAAGGGUAAGGGAAAAAUCGAAGAGGAUGACCAAGGCGAGGGCAUCGAUGCACGCGGGGCUGGCAGCCGCGUGUACCACGGGGUAUCGCGCAGGGAGAUCCGUAUCAGCCCCGCCCUCAAGUCGUACCUGGUUCAAAACAAGACACUCUCCGAGGACGAAGCGGAUGCCGACAACGAGGGCAACACGACGGAGGGAUUGCGCCGAUUUGUCGAGCGACCCUACGUCAACAUUCCCCGCUCAGCGACCGACUUCUCCCACAAGCUGCCCGACUACUUCAUCAGCUCUAGCCACAACACAUACCUGAUGGCGCACCAGCUGUACGGGACUACGUGCGCAAGCGCGUACGAGGCGGCCAUCAAGGCUGGCUCCCGCUGUGUCGAGAUUGACGCCUGGGACAACAGCGACCACCCGGACGAGCCCAAGGUGACGCAUGGGUACACGCUUGUGUCCAACAUUCCCUUCCGCCUAGUGUGCGAGACGCUGCGCAAUAUCUACGACGAGGAACGUGAAGAAGCUGACAAGAAGGUUCACACGGACUGUCCCGCGCUGACGCCCAUUAUCAUCUCUCUCGAGAACCACUGCGGUGCCAAAGGUCAGAAGCGCCUCGUCGAAAUCAUGCUCGAGGUUCUUGGCGACAGGCUGCUGGCCAAGCCCAUGGUCAUUGGCUCUAAGGAGCAUAUCCCUCUCGCCCAGCUGGGCCACAAGAUUGUCGUCAUUGUCGAGUUCCACAUGGUCGGCGAAGCGUCAGACGACAGUGAUUCUUCGGCAUCAGAUUCACCAGACUCUUCCGACGAGGAGGAGGACAGAACGGCCCGCAAGCAGUACAAGGACAAAAAGAAUCAGGGCAAGGAAACGUCGUCUGUCAUCAUCCCCGAGCUCGCCGAGCUAGGUGUCUACGCCCAGUCGGUCAAGCCCCCAGACAAUUCCUGGUUCGAAACCGGCACGCUGGCCAACGGACCGCACCACCCGCUCAUUAACGUUUCCGAGACGGGACUGGCGGCUCAUCUGCCUGCCAAUGCUGUCAGUGUGGCCAAGCACAACGCCAACCACCUCAUGCGUGUAUACCCUAAGGGAACGCGCAUCUCGUCGUCUAAUCUAAAGCCCGUGCCAUUCUGGAACGUGGGGGCUCAAAUUUGCGCCCUCAACGGACAGAAUUUCGGCACGAGUAACCAGAUCAACGAUGCGCUCUUCAUCGGCACGGGAGGCUACGUCCUCAAGCCGGCGCCUCUGCGCGAGGGCGGGUCGGGCACGCUGUCCACAGGCCGCAAGGUGACGCUGCGUCUCCAUCUCGCAGGCGCGAGUGACGUGCCCAUUCCCAAGGGCGUCGAUGCCGACGACCUUCGCCCUUACGCCUCGUGCACCCUCUUCCACGUCGACAACAUGGGCCGCGACCCACCCAAGCGAAGGACGUCGCCCUACAAGCCGUCCAAGCUGGGCUUCCUGCACAAGGGAGGGUCGCCGCCAUCCACAGACCCAGUGUGGGACGAGGUUCUCGAGUGGGAGUACGACUACAAUGAGCUCACCUUUAUCCGGAUACUCAUUAAGAAUGAUGUCUCCUGGGCUGGCAACUCCAAUAUGCUCACGCUUGCGGUGCGGCUGUCGUAUGUUACACAGGGGUGGACGCUACUCAGGAUGCUGGAUCUCAAGGGGAACGACACAGCGUGUAGUAUUCUAGCCAAGUUCGAAUUUGUCGAUGCUUAG